Molecule: messenger RNA, 2403 nt
Organism: Drosophila suzukii
Lineage: Eukaryota; Metazoa; Arthropoda; Insecta; Diptera; Drosophilidae
Product: RING finger protein 37
Biological process (GO): protein polyubiquitination
Cellular component (GO): nucleus
Molecular function (GO): ubiquitin-ubiquitin ligase activity; ubiquitin protein ligase binding
Source: RefSeq, a predicted model, not a curated record
ACUCUGAUAUAUUGUUCACCCCUGGUAUAAUUUCCAGAUUUAUAAAUAUUCGAAGAGCAGGGGGAUAAUUGUCAUUUUAAGCGUUGUGCGAUGCCAGCCGAAGUCCGGGACAGCCUGUGAGUGUUCAGGAUCGGGCUGAGAACAGGAGCGAACCCUCGCGGGAUUAGCAGGCGGAUUACCAGGCAGGACUAGCAGCGUUUGCGAGGCAGGGGCCGCAACAAAAGACCCUCUACGCCUCCGAAGUGACGCCAUUUUCUGUGCGAAUAAAGAGCAGGUGGGGCACGGCGGAGAUACACCCGAUAAAGCGACACAUAACAGCCACCGAGCAGCCAGGAUGAGCAGCCUGAUCAACUUCCUCAACCCCAAGCUGAAACCCUCCGUGGAGAGCGAUGCCGUGUGCGAGGACGGGUACACUGCGGCCAAUCUGGUGGCGGACGACAUAGAGCAGCUGGAAAGGGGGUUCAUGUGCUUCGCCGUCUGCAAGCCGCCCAUCGAGAUCGUCUUCGACUUCCCCAAGGCGGUGGACAUGAAGGUCAUCAAGUUGUGGCCCUCCUGCGGAGCGCUCAGAUCCACCGCAUUCGAGCUGCAUGGACGACACGAUGGCAUCUGGGAACGGGUGGCCUUUGUUCGCGACCUGGGACGUGGCGUGGACUCGGUGACCUUCUGCUACCAGAGCGACUACAACUCUCGCAGCAGCUCGAACUCGGAGCAGAGCGAGAAGGUGUUCUUCUUCAAGUCCGCCCACAAGAUCCUGGCCAGCACGAAUAGCGUCAAGGUGGUCAUCCGGGCCACGGAGAGGUGUCCUCCUGUGCUGCGUAAGGUUCAGAUGUGGGGACUGCCCGCCCGUUCCCUGGACAAAGCUGAUCGGGAGCUGGUCAAGACCAUAUGGAGCGAGAUAAGCGAUCCCUACGGCCAGCGGGAUGCCGCCCAGACGCCCACGGGCCAGAGGUCACCACCGCGACAUGUUCCCGAGCUGCGGGAGCAGUCCACACUCUCCAUUCCCGAGGAGUUCCUCGACUCCAUCACCUGGGAGCUAAUGAUCUUCCCCACCGUGCUGCCCUCUGGAAAAGUGGUGGACCAGUCCACCAUCGACAAGCACGCCGAGGAGGAGGCCAAGUGGGGCCGCCAGCCCUCUGAUCCCUUCACAGGCCUGGAGUACAAUGCGCAGCGCAAGGCCAUCCUUAACUUGGCCCUGAAAGCGCGCAUUGAGAAGUUCCUCAUGGAGCACUCGGAGCACUUCAAGGCGGUGCCGCGCAGCCUGGGAACUUCUCGCCUACGUCGCCGCCACGCCUCGCAGUUCGCCAGCAGCACCUGCCAACCCGGACAGAUCAGUCCAGCUGCCGGAACCUAUUCGGCGCUGAGCAACGCCUACAAGCAGCAGCAACGGAAGAGCAGGGCAACCGCCACGGCCACCUCCUCAUCGGCGACUUCCCCAGGGGGAUCACCACACUCUCCGCCGGCGGCCAAGAGGGCCAGGCACAGUCAUCAUGGCAGCAGCGCCUGUGCCACCGUUACCUCGGCCACAACCUCCAUCGACCAGGCCAUUCAGCAGGCGCUGCAGAAGGUCACACGCUUCAGCCAGUUGGCCUCGAACUCUAGCGCCGGAUCCGGAUUAAGUGCUCCUCCCGCCAGCUGCAUAAACUGCCGGAGCGCCCAGUUUGGCUAUGAGAUCCGCACCUGCCGCCACCUGGUCUGCCGGGAGUGCCUGGUGCUCCUCUCGCGCGACCAGCAGUGCGUCUGCAAGGUAUUCUUCCGCGGAGCCGAUGUUGAGCGCUACCACAAGCUGGAUCCUUAAGAGCUUCCCCCGUCGACCGUUGCAAUAAGUUUGGUUCUCCCCCGUUCGGUUCAGUUUGUAAGCCAGUCAAUCGCUUUAGCCCCUAGGCCUCGUCUACGUUAGUUUAUAGUCAUAUCAAAGUCGGUCUGGUUCGGUUCUGGUCGCAGAAUCGCAAUUUCGCAGAGAAGCCAAAUGUGUACACGCGCGAGUCUUUACCGAUUCGUCGGCAGUAUGUAUCAGUAUCAGGUCACGUUUAGUCAUAGAGCAGAUUACAUAUUACAGAUUACAGAUUACGGAUUACCGAUUAGCAAUAGAGAGUGCGCGCCUAGUUUUUGUAGACACUUUAUAUACAGUCCCCAAAAGACAGGAUCAGGAUCGUUCAGCGCGAGUUUAUAUAUUCAUACCAACUAUACCUAGAAUAAAGUACAAUAAAACUAAAGUCGAUUGUGUAAUCAAAGGAGAGCGACAGCGUUACCUUUUGCGAUUUGAUCAAAAUUGCUUUUGAAAUUUGUUUAAACGUUACUACUAUCACUUUUCAAUAAGUUCAAAUUGUCUAUAAAAAGUUUAAAUUUCAAAUAGUGUUUAAGACUACAAAGUUUUCGUUAGUAUUAAAAUUCAAUACCUAUUUA